Zonotrichia leucophrys gambelii is the source of this 1576-nucleotide messenger RNA. RefSeq names its product hydrocephalus-inducing protein-like. Lineage: Eukaryota; Metazoa; Chordata; Aves; Passeriformes; Passerellidae. Gene Ontology annotation, biological process: cilium movement; axonemal central apparatus assembly. The transcript has 5 exons. Gene Ontology annotation, cellular component: axoneme. The record is from RefSeq and is a predicted model, not a curated record. Bases 501 to 866 code for a protein of 121 amino acids.
GCAGAGUGCCUCAGACUGUCCUGCUGAGCUGACCUCGGCAGGGCGGGAGAAAAUUUUUUAUAGAUAAGAUAAAAUAAACAACCUUGAGGCUGAGAAAUGAAGAGCCCUGACUCCUUCUUCAAGCGCCGGGCUGGGAAAAGAGACUUUGAACUUUUCUUGGGGUCACUCUGAGCAGCAAGAGACCCUGAGACAUUGGCGUCCCUGGUGGGCUCUUGGCAAGCAGCCACACCACAGCCAUCAGCCGCUGAAACCCAGCCCGAGAAGGAAAGAAAACAGGCACUCUCAAGGGAAAAAUCCAGAAAGAACAUCUCGACCUCUGCCGAGAAGAUUCGUUUCAAGCUCGACCCGGAAAGAGGAGGACCAGAAGCGCGCCUGGAAACCCUCACCUGCGAGCUGCUGGACAGUGACCAGGGCAAACUCCGGACUGACCUUGCAGAUUAUUCAGCCUUUGGCAGCGUCGAUUCCUGCGGACAUGGAGAGAGCUGUGGCUGGAAAACUUAAUGGAGGGGAAAGAAACAGGGAAGGAGAAGGGCUCUUGUGAAGAUCACACUGCCCUCCUGAGGCUCCCGGGGCAGAAGGCAAAGUUGCACCAAGACCCCGUGCUGUUCUCUGAUGACAUUUUUUUCAUUGAGCCAAUGGAGGGAGAAAUCGGGCUGAAUUUUUUGGCCAAAAUCAAGGUGACCUUCAAACCCCUGGAAGCACUGGAGAAUGGAAGUGUGGCUUACUGCAGCAUCUCAGGCUGUGAGAGCAGGCUGCCCCUGCACCUCUCAAGGGAAGGCCAAGGACCCUUGUUAGAAUUCAGCUCUCCUACUCUGAACCUUGGGAACAUUUCUAUCGACACCCCCCAGUCUAUGAGGUGGAACUGAUUAACCUAGGAGCUAUUGAUGCUCCCUUCACCUAUAGCCCUUCAACUGCAAACGUGGGCUUCUGCUUCAAGUUUGCGCCUGAGGAGGGCAUCGUUGCACCAGGUGGGACCCAGACUGCUCACAUCUCCUUCAGUGCCACCACAGUGUGGAGGUUUGAGGAAGAAUUCCAGUUCAGUGUGGCUGGAUCUCCUAUGUCUGCACUCCUGACUAUCAAGUAAGGACGGUCAAAGCCAGGCACGCGCCCGCACGUCCUCAGCACAAGAGAAAGGGGCCGCUUCAUGUGAGCGGUCCUGGCCCCUCCACGGGUGCGGGAUCGGUGCCGAAAGCCAGACAACUCUUAGCGGUGGAUCCCUCGGCUCGUGCGUCAAUGAAGAAUGCAGCUAGCUGCAAGAAAAAAGUUAUCCCCAAAAAUCCCCCCAAAAAUUUCCCAAAAAUUCCCAAAAAUCCCACAAAAAUGAGGCUCAAAAUGGACCCCAAAUCCUCCUGAAUUCAAUCCAAAAUUCACCCAGAUAUCCCUGAGAUUGUCAAAAAAUCCCCAAAACUCCCCAAAAACCCUGAAAAAUCCCAAAAAUCCCACAAAAAAUCCCAAAAUUCCCCCCAAAAACCCCAAAGAUCCCCCAAAAAAUUCCCUCAAAAAUCCUCAAAAUUCCCCCAAAAAUUCCCCCCAAAAAUCACUUUUAAAUGCCCCAAACCCCCCAAAUCCCUCCCAA